UUUUGAAAAUAUAACACAGUAAACAAAUUGAAAGAAAACAUGCAAAUUCCUACAGAAUUUUGUUGUACUUGUUUAAAGUCGGGUACUCAGUUAAAUAAUACUUUGGAAUUAGACUCCAAAGACGUAGAUUAUACUACAAAGUUAAGAUUUUGUGUUCCAGAAGUGGAAUGGUCGUCUGGUUACAUUUGCAAGCAAUGUUCGGUGACCUUAAAUCAAUGUUAUUCUUUUAAGGAACAAUGUCUUAAGGCAAAUGAAGUUUUAGCAGAAGGCAAAUUUCACUUCCUAUUAAACGUUACAAACAACGAAAAUUCAAGUUCUGACACCACACCUAAUGUUAACCAACCUUUCCUUGACAAUUUCGUAAAAAGUGAACAUGGUAGUGAUGAUGAUGGAUCUGACUACAAGCCAGAAGCAGAUGAGGACAGUACAGAUGAAAUAAACUCUAGUAAAGAAGAGGAAACUAUACCUCCUCCUAAAAAAAGCAAAUUAAAUUGUAGUUUAUGUGAUAAUAAGUUUCCUGAUAGACAUUCUCUGCUUAUUCAUAAGAAAACAGACCAUAAAGAUAGACAACCCCAAAAGAUUUCAAUAAAAGAUCUUAAUGUUGAGACCAACAGUUUAGGACGAAGAAUUAAAAAACACCAAUGUCAAAAAUGCGGCAAAAAAUACACUACAGUGAAAAUACUUAAUUCUCAUGCUAGCAUCUGUGAUGGCAUAAAAAGACACACUAGAAAAGACGCAGAUGAUAACGAGGACGAAUUCUUUAAAAGACCUGAACUAUUUCCAAAAAAUAAGGACGCCACCAAGCAGAAGGUUGUUCAUCUAACAUGCGAAUUUUGUGAAAAAGUUGUUGGUGCCUUCAAAAAGUAUGUGGCUCAUUGUGUAGAGGAACAUAAUUCAAACCCAGAAACUCUCAAGCCUUAUUUAUGCAAAGUAUGUAAGCAGCGAUUUAGCACAUCGACGCACCUAUCCAGACACCGCCUUCAACACUCAGACAAGAAGGCACACAUGUGCACAUUCUGCGGCAAGGGUUUCAAAACACGCAAAGAUAUAUUAAGACACGAAAAGAUUCACACAAAUAAACGCGAAGUCCAAUGCGAGCUUUGUCCAAAACGAUUUAACACUAAAAAUCUCCUAAACUCCCACAAACUCGUCGUUCACACGGACCCCAUGCUCUGGAAUUACGUCUGUCAGUACUGCGGCAAAAGGUUCCCCAUGAAGUCUAAUUACGAUGCGCACACUCGACGUCAUACCGGGGAAAAACCGUUUGCGUGCCAUCUUUGCGAUAAACGUUUCGGAGACAAAUCCGUCCUUCAGCAGCAUUUCCAUUCGCAUUCGAAUAUUCGCGCGUUCAAAUGCGACUACUGCGGUAAAGAGUAUAAAAGCAUGAGGGUGCUGGGCAUCCAUUUAAAAAAGGUUCACGAAAUCGGUAACUACAAGAUCCCGGUGAGAAAGAAAAAGUUUACGUGCGACUAUUGUUCGAAGGCUUUUGCGGCUAGAGACAAAUUACGAAGGCAUAUGUGUUCACACACUAGGGAAAGACCUUACGCGUGCCAUAUAUGCGAAGAACGAUUUACAGACAAAUCGUAUGUUAAACAGCAUUUGAAAUCAGUUCAUAAUUUAGAAGUGAUAAAACAAGACUAAAAUAAAAGAUACGGAUCAUUUUUUAGAUAGAAAAAAAUUGUAAUUUUACGUUACAAUAUCUUGCCCUUAAUUUUGUACUUGCUUUAGUAUUCUAGAAAUUAAAUU
Agrilus planipennis (emerald ash borer) is the source of this 1746-nucleotide messenger RNA. Its product is annotated as gastrula zinc finger protein XlCGF57.1-like. Gene Ontology annotation, cellular component: nucleus. Bases 40 to 1641 code for a protein of 533 amino acids. The record is from RefSeq and is a predicted model, not a curated record. Gene Ontology annotation, biological process: regulation of transcription by RNA polymerase II. The transcript is spliced from 2 exons. NCBI's taxonomy places the organism in Eukaryota, Metazoa, Arthropoda, Insecta, Coleoptera, Buprestidae. Gene Ontology annotation, molecular function: zinc ion binding; RNA polymerase II cis-regulatory region sequence-specific DNA binding; DNA-binding transcription factor activity.